AUGAUAUCAAUCCGAACCUCCACACCAUCAACAUCAAUAUCAACAUCAAUAUCAACAUCAACACCGACAGCACCUCGCAGACCCCCUCCUAGGCUAAGGACCAAGACUGGUUGCUUCCAAUGUCGCAAGCGCCGGAAGAAGUGCGACGAACGGAAGCCCUUUUGUACCGACUGUUCCAAACAUGGCUUUAGAUGCGUGUGGCCUGCCCCACCAACGGCGAUAAUCCGCAGCGAACCUCAAGGCCACGGGCCAACGUUGGCCGCUAUCGAAGCACCGACAAACGAUGAUCUUGAUGUGUUGGAAAGAAGGCGGGCGGUGGAUAUACUGUUCGCGGAUGACUCGACCAAGAUUGCUACCACGCGCUCGGCGUGCUACGGUCUGCCUGGCAUUCGAACAUCAGCGGAACAUUAUCUCUCACUCUAUUAUAGAGAGAGGUACAUGCCCACGCUUCUCCGGAGCCAUGCGCAUCGGGGGUUUGCGAAUUAUUCCUCCUUGCUUGUCAUAGGGUCGCAGAAUAGUAUGAUAAUGAACAUCUUCCUCGCAACUGCCGCUACGCAUGCUGGCUGGAGUAAUCCAAGAUUUAAACCCCUAAGCAUCAAGUAUUAUAAUUCGGUCAUUUCCAGCCUCAGGAAGGCUAUCGAUACGCAAACCGUAAAAGGCGAUGAAGAUUGGCUGUUAGUCGUGACGAAUUUCCUGUGUCUCUUCGAGGUUGGGCAAGGGCGAAUUGCUGCCACGUAUAAUUCGGGGAUAGUAUCACACCUCGCAGGACUCGCCCGAAUACUUAGUAUAAGAAGUGCCACUGAUACACGGCUGAAAAGGAGUCUAAAACACCCUGUGCUUCGAACUACCGCCGAAUCUUUCGUCCACCUUUCUUACACGACAGCUUUCUAUGACUCGAAAGCCGACCUUCUAGCUGAUUUGUUCAGCUGGGACGAGUUACAACCGUAUCUCGAAGCCAACCGCUUCUCGGGUGCCCGAGCAUUUGAGAAUUCACCGCUUCUGGGUUACAACUGGCGAAUAUACAAGACAGCUUUUGAAGUAGUGCGGCUCAGCCAUAAAGUCCCCCUAAAUACCGUUUCCUCUUCGCGUGGCCAAGAACUAGACCGGGAGCUCUUGGAAUAUGACGAGGAGGUACGCAAAGACGCAGAGACCUGGGGGAGUGACAAACGAGUCAAAGGACUUCUUCAGCACACACGUAUGCUUAUCUCUGCAGCACGGAUCCUAGCAUUGAAGACUCUUAGACCUGAGACCCGCGCGUCUGAUCCCCAGAUUGUGCAACUUGUUCAGGAUGCCCUUGCCACUCUUAGGGUGGUGACAAUCAACCACGAGGGCACUGCUUAUUUCUGCUGGCCAUUGGCCAUCAUUUCAUGUGCGGUGUCGACUGAGGAGGAUAUUGCAUUCUUGAGUCAACUUUUGCAAAAUAUGUGGGAUAGAUCACAGUCGGGGAGCGUGCUAUGUCUGAAGACCGCAAUGGAAACUUUCUGGAAAUCCUUGGAAUUUAGGAGUUCUGAUGAUGUGAAAGAGGUAGACGGCGACAAGCCGAACCUAUUCGACGUGCUGGUCCAAGGCGAUGGGUUCAUGAAACACCCCUUACUGAAAACAUGA
Messenger RNA from Venustampulla echinocandica, 1605 nucleotides. RefSeq lists its product as uncharacterized. The transcript is spliced from 2 exons. Gene Ontology annotation, biological process: positive regulation of transcription by RNA polymerase II. NCBI's taxonomy places the organism in Eukaryota, Fungi, Ascomycota, Leotiomycetes, Helotiales, Pleuroascaceae. Bases 1 to 1605 code for a protein of 534 amino acids. Gene Ontology annotation, molecular function: transcription cis-regulatory region binding; DNA-binding transcription factor activity, RNA polymerase II-specific; zinc ion binding. Gene Ontology annotation, cellular component: nucleus. The record is from RefSeq and is a predicted model, not a curated record.